Messenger RNA from Hydatigera taeniaeformis, 4086 nucleotides. Lineage: Eukaryota; Metazoa; Platyhelminthes; Cestoda; Cyclophyllidea; Taeniidae. The record is from the annotation of a GenBank genome assembly.
AUGCGAAGUUUCCUCCCACUAGUACAAUCAGCCUUCGGUGAUACCUCUUCACCUCUCCUGAUUCUGCUAUUAAUGACUUUACCGUGGCAGCCUUACGGAGCUCUUGGUUUUAACAUUCCCCGGAUCAGAAAGGCUGAAACGCCUGACUUUACCGAAGUCUCUCUUUUUGUUACUGAAAAUGCCAAAUCAGGAACGGUUGUUGGAGUUCUGAAACAGUAUCUACCAUUCCUGAAAUCGGAUGACGACUUACGUUACCAAAUAUACAACUUGGGACUUGCGCCGGAUUUAGAAGAAGAGUUAUUGUCAUCCCAGUCAACAAAUGAGUCAGACCCUGUUUUUACAAUGGAUCCCAUAUCCUCUGCUAUUAGUGUGGCGGAUUCUUCCAAGCUGGAUCGUGAACGACUCUGUCCUUUCGCUUCCGCGACGGAAAAGGAGUGCAGCCUUAAUUACGGAGUUUCGAUUGCUCGGCACAAUAAAUCAGCUCCACCACUCCCACCUGAACAGUCUUGGAUCAAGGUAAAAAUCGUUAUUAAUGAUGUCAACGACUGUGCCCCCCAAUUUAAUGAUGGCAGCACAAAGGGCUGCAGAACUAUUGAUCUGCCAGAGGAUACCCCAGUUGGCACCAAAAUUUACCUUCCCGAUGCCAAAGAUCUUGACGGUUUACAAAAUGGUCAAUUGAUUUACCAUUUAAACUGUCAGAAUGGACCAACAAAUCACCCCUUUGCACUUUAUCAAGCCCGCAGAUCAGUACCGGAUUCUGAUGACAGCAAUGGCAUUAGUUCAAUUCGGUUGCAAUUACGGUAUCCAUUGGAUCACGAAGAACAGAGUGCCUACAAUUGUACGUUCACAGUGUGCGACAAUGGAACACCAAUCCUCUGUUCUACUAUGCCUCUCUGUAUUACUGUCCAUGAUGUAAAUGAUAACGCCCCAGUAUUUCUAAACGAAAAUGCCUCUCUUGCCUUGCGUGAAGACACUUCCAUCGGUAGUCGUAUUAUCAAAUUGAAUGCAACAGAUGCGGAUAGUGGAGCUUUUGGAAGUAUUCGGUAUGCCCUUGUAGGCGAUAUGUCCGACAGUCUGAGCAGUCAAAGGCACUUUCGGUUGGAUCCAAACACUGGAGAGCUAUUUCUCAUUUCCCAACUCCAGGGUGGAACAAAAUUUCACUUUUGGGUGGAGGCACGGGACAGAGGUGAACCCGAGUCUCGAAUGAGCAGGUCAACCCUGUCCAUCUACGUUAUUGAUGUAAACAAUCACUCUCCAAAGAUUAUCAUCCUUCCUGCGGCUAGCAAAAUCAAGAAUGCUGUAGAUAGAGAUGCACCCAUACUGUCAGUACGCUCAGUGCUCUCGAGGGUAACAAAGGUGCCGUGUACAUUUGCUGGGAUUAGAGACAGCAAAGUGUGCGAAGAGAAUGAUGAGGGGAGCAGCCUCAUUCAAAUCUUUGAAGAUAACAUGGCACCCACCAAUGUGGCAUUCAUUCACGUCUCCGAUGCUGAUGUGGGUGAGAAUGCUCAAGUGAAUUGCCAGUUGCACACAUAUCCUGAAAUUCCAUUUGGAGAGAGUAUAAAACUUGUGCUGGAGCAUCAAAUCUCCAGCAGUAAGGCUGUAUAUAAACUUGUACUUGAAACGGCUUUGGAUUGCGAAAUCCAUUCCCAUUCAAAGGGUCGAUCCAUUUGCAAUUCGGCUUGGACUAUUCCCAUUAAGAUUGAGUGUCGUGACUUUGGCAGUCCAGUUAGAAAGUCCUUUCAUAAUGUGUUUGUGGAGAUUCUUGACACCAAUGAAUUUCCUCCCGUGUUCGAAAAGGAGGUCUAUCGUACGGAGGUGAAGGAGAGUGCUCCAGUCGGCUCUAACAUCCUUCAGGUCUCUGUCACGGAUGCUGACUCCGUGUUGCAGGGGCUAACUCCGAGUGAGCAGCAUAAUUUGAAGCACUUUGCUCCUGUGCAUUCUGAACAAACCCUUCGAUACGAGUUGGAAAAGCAGGAGGAUUUACCAUUUGCCAUUGAUGCCUAUUCGGGAAGGAUAUACGCGGCGGGCGAGCUGGAUGCUGAGAACAAGACGGAAUAUUCAUUCAAAGUGAGUGCUUCGUCGCGUGAGGACUUCCUCUGCAAGCGCAAACGACAUGAUGCUGGGACAGGCUGGCCAGUGUCGACCUGCCGUGGGGAACCAGAUCGUCUGGCGGGGGCUCCAGACAACAUACUUUUCACCUGUCAAGUGAUUGUCGAUGUGCAGAAUGUGAACGACAAUCCACCCCACUUUCUUCCCCCUCACAUUCUUGUGGGCAGUCUGGCAAUGGAGGAGGAGACGGUGAUUCGUAUUCCCGAGAAUUUGCACAAAGGCACCAUUUUUAUGCAACUUCGCACUCAUGACCCCGAUGGCAGUGAGAACUCCACAAUUCGUUUAGAGGGAUGCGUUCCGCGGCCCACGGGCCGGCCUUUGACAGCAGCACAUACACCGGCCCCAAAACAGGUUCAGGUGAAACCGGUUUUUGAGGUAGAUAAGAAGAAUGGGAAGUGCUGGACCAUUAGCAGCCUUGACAGGGAGAUGGAAUCCGCCUACGUGUGCACUAUCACGGCUGAGGACGGAGAAAUAUCAAGUAGACUCACUUCAACAACUACUUUGACUAUCGAAUUAAUCGACGAGAAUGACAACGCUCCUAUAUGGUUGUACCCACGAGCACCCGACGACUCCCGCAUUCAAAUUGGGGUGGAUUUUCCCGCCACGCGAAUCAUCACACGAGUGCGUGCUGUGGACGCUGACAGUGGCAAGAAUGCACGCAUUGUCUACUCCUUGGAGGACUCCUCUUUUGUCCAUUUCAGUCACGAACGCACUUGCGACCUCUUUGCUCUCUUCUCCCUCGAAAGCACAACUGGUCAUCUCAGAAUGCGGGAGGGAAUAAGUCCCUGUAUCAAACCAGGAGAUUCGGUUCGUCUCCUCCUUCGAGCCACUGAUGGGGGCACACCACCACUGUCAAAAGAUGCAGAGUUCUUCCUCGAAUUUAAGGCUGGAUCAGAGGUAUUAAAUAUUCCUCCUGAGUCUACAUUCCUCACACAAGCUGACGAAGCUUUCGGGAACAAACCACCCAACCCAGAAUCACAAACACGUGAAAGUCUUGUUCAGACUGACGCUGCUAGCUCCUCCACCGCUGAAGAGAGUGCAGAAUUGGCUGGUACAAAGAGGAUGUAUAUUUUUGUGCUGAUGAUCGUGAUUCCGGUAGCAGCUAUACUUCUUUGCUGUUGCCUGGUAACCACCCUUCUCUUUGUCAUUCGAUCUCGACGAGGAAGACAUCCACGUCGAAGUGGCUUCAAGGAGUCAUGCGUUCUAAAUGAAUUAGACUUGCUGCAGGCGGAGAUAGGAACAAAUCGCUUCUCGUCUGUAGAUGUCUGUACAGGCCGUACAAAAUCCCCAACACCUUCAUCGUCACAAAUGAUUUAUUCAACUGAUGCCAGAACCCUCUCCUCACACCAGCGGCUGAGACCACCCAGUGGCAACGACUUCAUUCACACCAUAACGGGUAUCCAUUUGGACGACACUGCCUCUGUGCACAGUGGAGAUGUGCCAUCAGACGGAAAGGUUGUCUACCCAAUCUACUUAAAGCCUCUGGUUGGGGAACCGACUGCUUCAACGACGGCGGGAGAUGCAGUGAUUCGCUUGACCAGCAUUCCAGAACUGGAAGGAACCAUACUUGUUCCGCUGCCGAAACCCAACAUCGCCACCUCCACUGUAAAUUAUCAUCAACCUGUUUCUGAAUCUGUAAGUGUUAAAAGUUGUUCUGUUCAAAUGGCACCAAUUAUCCAACACUUCGCACUUCUUGUGGCAUACGAUAAGUGGGAACGGAAAUUUCGGUUCUUUGUCGUCCUUGAAGGUGUUCAGCGCCAGAAGUGCCUCCCAUCGGCGGGGGUCAUUUAUGUUCCCGUCGGCUCUACGGAGGUCGGACAGGUGGCUAUAAGAGCAAGCAGUCCAACCGCCGUCUCCCACCAUACCGGAUCGGCUCUGUCAACACCCACUUCCACUUUGAUCUCCGUCUCAAAGCCGCCAGUCCGUCCAUCCAAUGAAAGUGGUCAAGGCGAUAGUAAAAGUGCCGCGUCUUCCUAG